AUGAGCCGUUUGGCUGUUGAAAAUUAUGUUGUAUUCGGUGUUGUUGUUGUAGCAAUAACAGUAACAUUUCAAAUUGUUUCACUGCCUUUUAUUUUUUCUGAAAUCGAUUCCAUUCGUAGAGAAUUCGAUGGAGAAAUUAAGGAUAGUUUGAAAAUGUUCGAAGAAUCAUAUGAGCAAUUGUCUGAAAUUCGACCAUCUUCGAUGAGAAGAGAAAGAGAUAUUGCAUUACAGUAAGUUUCAAAUGUGAUGUGAAUUAUUUUUUGAAAAAUUAUAAUUUUUCAGAAUGGUGGCCGAUGCAACUUCUGUUGGACCAGCAGAUCAUCCAAUAAAAGCAGAAGGUUCAAAAACUCGUCGUGUUCAAAAUCCAUUGAAAUCAUAUGCAGCAAUUCCACCUCUUCCCCCAAUUUUACGAACAACAAAACAACAAAGAACUUCAACAUUUCAAAAAUUAUCAGUGAAACCAACACCUUAUCCACAAAAACAGAAACAAGUAAUUGAAUAUGAAGACGGUGAUUAUGAAGAAGAAUCUGAUACGAUUAUUGCAGAAAUUCCAAAAGUUUUGCCGAAAAGAAAAGUUCCACAUUCGCCAGCUCCACCAGCUUCGCAUAAUCUUCCUAGUGAGUUGAUCAACUUUUUUUUGAAAUCUCAUGUUAUUUUUUUGCAGUCUGCCCAAUUGAAGAGAAUAGAUGUCCGGUUGGUUCACCUGGUCCACAAGGACAAAAAGGAGUUGCUGGAAUAAAUGGUGAAGACGGAAAUGAUGGUGGUCCGGGAUUAGAUGCAAUGGAUGAACUUAUCCCAACUUUUGCACAAUUUUGUAUUUCUUGUCCAGCUGGUCCAGACGGGAAACCAGGUAUAAAUGGUCAACCGGGAAAACCUGGACUUUUUGGUGCCCCAGGGAUUCCUGGACCAAACGGAAAAAAUGGACAACCUGGUUUACCCGGUGGUUAUGGACCACCUGGAAAACAGGGAAAUAUGGGAACUCGUGGUCCUGUUGGUGUGAACGGAUUCGAUGGUGUUGUAUUACUUCCACAAAAAGGGCCAAAAGGACCAACAGGAAAAGCGGGACCACAUGGACAAGCUGGAGAAGAUGGAACGAAUAAUAAUAUUGAGGGACCAAGUGGUAUUAUUGGUUAUCCUGGAUUACAAGGAGCUCCAGGAAAUGUUGGAUUACCGGGUAAACGAGGAGAUUUUGGACCACAAGGAGAACCGGGAAUUGGAACAAAAGAGGAAUGUAAAUGUGCUGAUAUGAUAAAAAGAGCGAUUGAAGUAGCUGAAAAUACAGCGUAUGUUGCGGUUGAAGCAAUUGCAGCAAAUAUUCAUAAAGUUCCACCAACUAAACCUGAAAUUCGAAGAAAUCCAAUCAAACCAACUCUGCCUUUACCAUCUCUAGAAGAUGUUCGAAGAGAUCAAAUGAAUCCGGAAAAACGAAAUAAUCGAGUUGAAGAAGUGAAAACAAUUGAAAGAAUGGUAUUUGAAGAACCAAAACGAGCUCAUUUACCAAAAGUUAAGGAUUAUAUUAAACCAAUGAAAGAAGAUGAAGAAUUGACGAUAUCAACAACUACAGUAGUUCCAGAUGUGAAAAUAAAGGAAAUUCGAACAACGAUUAUGACACCACGAAAAACUUUGCCGAUAAGAUUAAUUGAAACUGUUGAUGAAGAAUCGAAACAUCAAACAAAUCAAAUAAGUUCUGCUAAAUUCAUCGAUCGAAAAUAUCCAAAAUGGAGAAAAGAAGGAAGUGCAAAAGUUCGCAAAGUUCGAAGAAGAAUUAGAAAAAUAAAUAGAAGAAGAAGUCCAAUUCGAAUAGAAAAAAUCCGAGAGGAUAACAUGUUUGAUGUUGAAAAAGAAAUUGCUCGAGAUAGCGAGAAGAAAAUCAAUAAUAGGAAGGAUAGUAAACUGAAGAGAAUUGAUUUGACACCAUCGAAAAAUCUUGUCGAACAAAACAAAGAGAAUAGUAAUAUUUUGGAAGAGAUUGCCAAAAGUUUAGGAAUUAUUGAUGAAGAAAAGAUCGACAAGAAAAACUUGAAAAGAGUUAGCAUACCAUAA
Messenger RNA from Caenorhabditis angaria, 2043 nucleotides. The record is from the annotation of a GenBank genome assembly. NCBI's taxonomy places the organism in Eukaryota, Metazoa, Nematoda, Chromadorea, Rhabditida, Rhabditidae.